AUUACUCUCACGCACAACUUCUUCUUCUUUAUAUGUUGUUGUCUACUUGUCUACAAUUUUCAAAAAAACAUAUUCUACGAAAGAGAUGGUAUAAUUCUCAGUCUAAUCUUGUUGAAGAACCUACUCUGGUGAGUAAAUAUCUUACAGACAACUUUCAACGUCAACACAACUACCUUCGCAUCUCAUUGACAGAGCGUUGCAAUCUAAGAUGUAAGCCACCAUUGCCAUCUAUGUGUACUCAUCAAUCUAAAGGUACUUAUUGUAUGCCAGAAGAAGGUGUCCCACUUUCACCUGAUCAUCAGUUACUCCAAAGCCACGAAAUCCUUCAACUAGCGCGAUUGUUUGUAAGCCAAGGUGUGACCAAGAUACGUUUAACAGGUGGCGAACCCACUGUUCGACCUGACAUUGUUCAACUUGUCCAAAGUCUCGGUCAACUAAAGCAAGACGGUCUACAGAGCUUAGCCAUGACAUCCAACGGUAUUGCCUUGAAACGCAAAUUACCUGCGCUUGUGGAAGGUGGAUUAGAUACAUUGAACGUGAGCUUAGAUACAUUAGAUCCUCACUUGUUCCAAAUCAUGACAAGAAGAAAAGGACUGGAGCGUGUGAUAGAAGCAAUUCAAAAAGCAGUGGACUUGGGUAUCCAAGUCAAAGUCAAUACGGUCGUGAUGCGGGGUGUCAAUGAUCAUGAAAUACUCAAGUUUGUGGCCUAUACAAAAGACCAUCCUAUUAAUAUCAGGUUUAUUGAAUAUAUGCCAUUUGAUGGAAACAAGUGGCAUCAAGACAAAUUAGUGCCCUUUAAAGAACUAGUUCAUUGCAUUGAAUCUAUCUAUGGUACAUUGGAGAAACAAACGGACAGUGCGAAUGAUACCACCAAGCAUUUUCAAGUGCCUGGUUAUCGUGGUAAAUUAGGCUUUAUUACAUCCAUGACAGAUCAUUUUUGUGGUACAUGUAAUCGAUUACGCAUCACAGCCAAUGGUAGUAUCAAAGUAUGUCUGUUUGGCAACACAGAAGUAUCCUUAAGAGACAUGUUACGACAAGGCAAAUCAGAUCAAGAAUUGUUAGAUAUCAUUGGAGCAGCAGUCAAAAAGAAAAAGAAGCAACAUGCUGGUUAUUUUCAUACAUUUAAGAAUAUGCCAACACAUACGACUCGAUUCUAUUCUACAAAACCGCACAGAUUGACACAUACAGAUCCAUCAACAGGUGAAGCACGCAUGGUCUCUUGCCAAGGGGAAUGUCUUGACAGUCGCUCAGAUUGCAGGUAUCCAAGCAGCCAAACAAACCUCGAAUUUAAUCCCACUCUGUCAUCCACUUUUAUUGGGCUUGAUUGAUGUCCAACUCUGGCUAGACGAUCAUAAACAAAGUGUUGAAUGUGCAUCUGUUGUACAGACCUCGGGUAAGACAGGUGUGGAAAUGGAAGCAUUGACAGCAACCAGUGUGGCUCUUUUGACAGUCUAUGAUAUGUGUAAAGCUGCAUCAAAAGACAUGGUCAUUGAAGGUAUCCAAGUCGUUGAAAAGAGUGGAGGCCAAAGUGGUUCUUGGAAACGAGAAUAAAGCAGUCCUCAACUUUUUUUAAAAGCCCGUGUUUUUUCAAGUAUAUAAAGUUCAACAAGACACGAAAAAAGUUUUUUUUUCUUCUUUUUUUUUUCUAUUCAAGGGUGUGAGCAGAGUCGUGGUAUAUGCGAAUCUUUUCCAAUGGGCUAUAU
Gilbertella persicaria is the source of this 1703-nucleotide messenger RNA. RefSeq lists its product as uncharacterized. The record is from RefSeq and is a predicted model, not a curated record. Gene Ontology annotation, molecular function: 4 iron, 4 sulfur cluster binding; metal ion binding; GTP 3',8'-cyclase activity. Bases 33 to 1328 code for a protein of 431 amino acids. Lineage: Eukaryota; Fungi; Mucoromycota; Mucoromycetes; Mucorales; Choanephoraceae. The transcript has 5 exons. Gene Ontology annotation, biological process: Mo-molybdopterin cofactor biosynthetic process.